Molecule: messenger RNA, 2596 nt
Organism: Zychaea mexicana
Lineage: Eukaryota; Fungi; Mucoromycota; Mucoromycetes; Mucorales; Lichtheimiaceae
Exons: 3
Coding region: 113-2473 (786 amino acids)
Source: RefSeq, a predicted model, not a curated record
GCUAAUAUUACUUAUCAUUACCGCUAUUACUGCUAUUCCCUACCAUAGUAUUUUCCCUCUUUUCCUCUCUUUUUUCCAUUCUCUUUAAUUUAUUCGUUAUUCGAGUGCUCCAAUGAUAUUAUUAGCGCUUUUGCUGCUGACGACGGCGCUCAUACCAUGUGUAUUUGCAGGUCCCAGUGCUGCAGAAGAAGCAUCGGGCACACCGCCUUAUAUUAUUGCAGUUGCCAUUAUCAUACCGUUGCUGUUCGUACCUAUUGCCCUCUUCUUUAUUAUUCGAGUCCGUCGUCGACGUAAUGUUUCGAGAAAGCGCACAAGCAAACCAGCUACAACCAACACAACCGGCACAACAGACCCAUACACUUCUGCAACAACCGAGGAGAAAAAGAUUGACACCAACAUUCAUAACCAUCACCACGAGUCCAUUGAUAUCGACCGCUGCUGCUCUGAAGAAUCGUGCGAUCCACCUCCACCGUUAUCACCUCCAACAAAGUACGAGGACUUCAAAAUCAUGUUACCCAUUCCACCAGCAUCAACGUCGCUGUUUUCCGACAAGUUAGAGCUAAGCUCAGACGAGGCUACGGAGCUCUACAGAAAGUACAUGAAUGGGGACGGCAAGUUCGUCUCAAUCGAUCAACAAACGACAACUGGCACACAACGAAACCGGUUCUCAACCAUGAUGCAGCAAAAGACGGCCACCAUUCGUAGCACACUGCGUCAGUCAAUACGACGUCAACGGUCAACGAAACAAAUGUCGUCGUCUACCACACCUUUGCGAGACUUAUUUGACCGACCGCCAAGCCGUCGGUCAUCUGUGUCGUCCUCGAAAAUUCCAUUAGCAACAUCGCCGAGAACUCCAGAUACGCCCUUGACGCCCUUGACACCACUACCUCCACUUGCUUCACCUUCAUUUGCUGAAAAAGUUGCCGUAGAUGACAACUAUCAGCCGGUCGACCUUCCAAAAAGUCCUCGUGGAGGAGGUGAUUUUAACACUGUUGCUGCCGUCUAUAUACCCCCCGCUCCACCUACUCCUACACCCACGGUAGCAGCUCCUGAUAACACUGCUUAUUCCAAUUAUACUCCACCUGCUACCACUGCUGCUACGGCUGCCUCUUUUACUAAUACUCCAGAUACCACCACGUCCAUAAAACAGCAACAGCAGGAGCCUCCAAAGCAGCAACAACAACAACAAAAACAAAAAAUACAUGAAGAAGAGGAUGAAAAGGCGUCACGGGCAGCUGAGACAGAAGCUCGCCAAGUGAUUCAAUUUGCUUCGAUUCGCUCCAGACGACGGUCCUUUUUGGCAGAUUUGCAACGAGAAGAGGAGUCAUCCCAAUCCAAUAACAACUUAACACCAUCCUCGUCGAAUUCGGACUUUUCACGUAGUAGCCCAAGCGUACAGGAUAUCAUUAGCUGGUGGCAGAAAGGAUCUUCAGUCAAGAGCAGUCAAAGUAACAAUUCGAUAACCCCGUCGGUAGCAGUUGCUGCGACUACGACAAGUACUUCUCAGCAGCAAGAACAACAACAAUCACGACAACAACAGCCGACAGAACCAUCAUCGUUGUCGCCUCAGCUAUCGUCACCACAGCAGCAACAACAACAACCAGCAGCAACAGUAGCAGCCCCAUAUUCUUCCUCUCCUUAUGAAUCGCAGCCUCAAGAUGAAACACCAAAGCCAACACCACCAGCAUCCGUUCGUGGGCAGUCAAUGGUAUCACGUCAAUCAUCCAUAAUGCGACCCGCCAGUAGUCUCUUUUCAGGCACUAAUGGAUCACCACGAGCAAGCUUAGGCAGCCUAUCACGUCUAUCAACGGCUGAGCGUAUGAUGAUUAUGGGCAAUAGCAGUAUCAGCAGUAACACGAGCAACGUUGACUCCAUUCGACGCUCACUACAGGCGACAUGGAGCUCGGAUCAUAGUAGCAACAAUAGCAGUGCAAAUAGUAGUAUUGCCAGCCGUCAUCAGCAACAACAGCCAACAACUCACAACAACUUGCUGUCCAUGCGCGGUCAACAGCAUUGGCAGCAACGACCUGCCAUGCCAGAUGGAUUCAUGGCGGAUGAAGGACCCAUGCCCACCGCGUCAUUUUCGUCUUCAACAGUACAGACCAUGAUUCCUGAAGGUGAAUACCACGAAGAAGCGGAAAAGAAACAGCAAAAACAACAAAAGACAACACACCAAGGAUCAUUCAGUCGAAAUAAUCCUAUCAAUCAACGCCAAUCCCUUACCGUGGCUGCUACCACUGCGGCUGCUGUCAAAAAGUCAAACGCCAAAUCCAAUACCACUAUUGCUAAUGGGACUGUUGGUGGUGGCACAAGCGGAGGUACAACGUUCAGUACAAUGCGUGGUGGACGGAAACAGCAACGUGGCAGCAUUCCUUGGCUGCAGCAAACCAGCAGCAAUAGCAGUAACAGCAAAAACAGCAAAACGCCCGCACAGCGAGAACGGGAUCGCUAUUUGCAGUCCUCGAAUAAAUAGUAUACUACUUUCUCUUAUCCCCCUCUACCCCUUCCUUUUUUGCAGUAGCAGCAGAGAAGUUGACAUAGGACAGCAGCAACAAACAAACAGCCAAUCCCUUAAUAUCUACACAUAUAAUGUUUU